Molecule: messenger RNA, 1407 nt
Organism: Fonsecaea pedrosoi CBS 271.37
Lineage: Eukaryota; Fungi; Ascomycota; Eurotiomycetes; Chaetothyriales; Herpotrichiellaceae
Exons: 4
Coding region: 1-1407 (468 amino acids)
Source: RefSeq, a predicted model, not a curated record
AUGGGAAUUCCAGUCUUCGUCCUCGCAGCCCUGCUGUCGGGUGUGGUGGCUCAAGACACUACCUCCACGGUGACGGAUUUCCUCAGCACUGAAACUACCUCUCCUACGAGCACAAGCACCCAGCCGAUCACGGUGACGAUUGCCGUUGGGAAUGGAGGGCAUACUUUUAUCCCAGAUGUGGUGCAAGUUUCUCCUGGAAAUUAUGUUGAAUUCGACUUCUAUCCCUUGAACCACUCGGUGGUCCGGGCAGAAUACAUGUACCCAUGUAUACCUUAUGAGUUGACAGGCGUGGACAAAGUCGGGUUCUAUUCUGGCUUCCACCCCGUCGACGCUAUUCUCAGCGAUCCGCCGAAAUGGACGGUGCUCAUCAACGACACCGAACCCAUCUUCUACUACUGCGGUGCUCCCAACUCAUGUAUUGGAUACCAGAUGGUCGGCGUCAUCAACCCCAAUUCCAGCACGUCUAUCCAAGCCCAGAAGCAGUAUGCGGCCGACUCUUCCUUCAUGUUGCUACCUGGGGAGAAUUGGCCCGAUGAAGAGGAUCCGUUUGCCACCACUUCUACCUCCACGGCUACGGCCACCGCCACAUCGACAGUUACCACUUCUACUGCGUCUUCGACGUCGGCAUCAACUGCUGGAGCGACCACAACCCCGGCAGCUAGCGGAUCAGGCCAUUCGGGCCUUUCAACAGGUGCCAUUGCAGGCAUCGCAGUCGGAGGAGCAGCCGCCGUCAUCGCGGCAGCGGUCAUACUGUACUUGUGCGGACGUAGGUCCAAAUCCAAAAAGAACAAGGAAGAGGCCGGCGGCGCGAGCCUACCAGGACCGUCUACCCCGGCCAUGGGCCCAAUGAACAGUCCGCCAGCGUACAUCCCGCCCGCCAACAACUACGGCUACAUGUCACCGACGCAGAAGCACAUGUCAGUGAGCACGAUGCCCGCGACCGACGCCUUUGGCAACGCCAUCCCCGCUCCCGGCGCGUACCCUUCGCCAUACUCGCAGACCUUCCCACAGGGCUACCCAGCGCCGCCGCAGCAACUGAUGACCAACACCGGAGUGGCACACCCGCAAUCACCGCCUGCGUGGCCGUCCACGCCGUCCAACGACAUUUUCGGCGCCUCCUCCGUCGCCGGGGGUCCGUACCAAAUGCACGACGGGUCCGUGGCGGGGGGUGCCAUGGAAAGCAUGUCCCUGCGCGCGAGCAGCCCCAACUCGGCCAUCGUCGCCGGACCACAGGCCGCGGCGCCAGGGGUUGUGGGCGGCAUCGAGGCGUUCUUGCAGCGCCAGUCGCGCAUGAGUCCACCGCCGCCGUCGGAGAUUGAUGCGCAGCAUACCCCGUCGGUGGUGGCCGGGUCUGCCGGACCGUUUGAGAUGUCCGCUGCGCCGGGGACGAUGAAUCGGUUUCCGUGA